Messenger RNA from Xyrauchen texanus (razorback sucker), 2490 nucleotides. Its product is annotated as leucine-rich glioma-inactivated protein 1-like. Gene Ontology annotation, molecular function: protein binding. Lineage: Eukaryota; Metazoa; Chordata; Actinopteri; Cypriniformes; Catostomidae. The transcript has 8 exons. The record is from RefSeq and is a predicted model, not a curated record. The coding region runs from base 283 to 1914 and encodes 543 amino acids. Gene Ontology annotation, biological process: myelination.
UUUUUUUUUUUUUUUCAGGAAUCACUUUUGAUAUUUUUUGUCUUAUUUAGCGAUACAUUUUGGUUAACUAUCACAAUCUUAGUGUUGCUAAGAGAACAUUUCACCCCGUUGGAUAUUUUCAUCGUAGCAGAACGAAUCGCUUGGAUGUGCGCCUGAGACAUUGAGACACAGACAUUCAUAAACACAGACCCAACUGAAGAGAGCUGACCAGAAGAGACCACCACUUAUUACCACCCAAAAGACUAAAGCACUCCACGGUACUCAGGAAUACACCAGGACAGAAUGGGAUAUGCGAACAGAAGCAUAAGAGGAUACACUUUUCUGCUUUGGGUUGCCGCCGUAUUGUUGUUAGUGGAAAGCAAAAAAGGCAGACAGCACAAAUGCCCCCCUGGAUGCACGUGUACCAAAGAUAACGCCUUGUGUGAAAAUGUGCGAUCUGUGCCACACAGCUAUCCUCCUGAUGUCGUCUCACUAUCAUUUGUGAAGUCUGGAUUCAGUGAGAUUGCAGGAGGAAGCUUUCUCCACACACCAUCCCUACAGCUUCUAUUGUUUACAGCCAAUUCUUUUGACUUUAUCGAUGAAGAUGCUUUCCAAGGUCUGCCACAUCUGGAGUAUCUGUUUAUUGAAAACAACAAAAUCGAGUCGAUUUCACCCCAUUCAUUUAGAGGUUUAAAAUCUCUCAUACACCUGAGUCUUGCCUACAAUAAUCUUGAGACAUUGCCCAAAGAUAUUUUCAAAGGAAUGGAUGCUUUAACAAAAGUGGAUCUCAGAGGAAAUAUGUUCAGCUGUGACUGUAAGCUGAAGUGGCUGGUGGAGUGGAUGUAUAGCACCAAUGCAACAGUGGACCAGCUACACUGCAGUGGGCCUCCACCCUAUCAAGGGAAGAAGAUAAACGACCUAGUGCCUCAGUCUUUUGACUGCAUUACAGCAGAGUUUGCUUUAAAGACGACCCUUACAUUUGAGUCAAUAUCUGUGGAGGCCUUUACAUUUGGGAAUGAUCAGUAUGUUGUAUAUGCCCAGCCCUUCUCUGGAAAAUGCAGCUUCAUGGAAUGGGACCAUGUCAACAUGGAGUUCAGAGCCUAUGACACCAUAGAGAGCACUUCCACUGUAGUGUGCAAGCCAAUGGUCAUCGAUAACCACCUUUUCAUCAUUGUUGCUCAACUUUUUGGUGGCUCUCACAUUUAUAAAUUGGACAGCUCUGCGAACAAAUUUAUCAAAAUCCAGGAUAUUGACAUUCUGAAAAUCAGAAAGCCUAAUGACAUAGAGACUUUCAUGGUUGAUGGUGAGUUUUUCUUCGUGAUAGCAGACAGCUCGAAGGCUGGCUCAACCACCGUGUACAAAUGGAACGGCAAUGGAUUCUACUCGCACCAGUCCCUCCAUCCAUGGUAUCGGGACACUGACAUAGAGUACUUGGAUAUCACCGGCAAACCCCAUCUUAUUUUGUCUAGCAGCUCCCAGAGGCCUGUCAUAUACCAGUGGAGCAAGAGCCACAAGCAGUUUGACCGCCGGACGGACAUUCCAGAAAUGGAAGACGUCUAUGCCGUCAAACACUUCAAGGUGAAGGGGGAGCUGUUUAUCUGUCUGACACGCUUCAUUGGCGACUCCAAGGUGAUGAAGUGGGAUGGCUCAAUGUUCACGGAGAUACAGACAAUGCCCUCGCGGGGUUCCAUGGUGUUUCAGCCCGUCUCCAUUGGCAACUGGCAGUACGCCAUCCUAGGCAGCGACUACUCGCUAACCCAGGUCUAUCAGUGGGACACCAAGAAGAGCCAGUUUGUGCACUUCCAGGCGCUCAAUGUCCAGGCGCCGAGGGCAUUUUCGCUAGUGUCCAUUGAUAACAGAGAGUUCUUGUUGUCUUCUAGCUUUAAAGGGAAGACACAGAUUUAUGAGCACUUGAUGAUUGACCUGAGCAGUUAGGAUGUGAAUUUAAAACACAGAGAACCAGAAAUGUACACACACAUACACAAGCCUGUUGUGAAACUACAAGCAUGAUUUAGCCUAGCGCGUAAAAUAAUAGUAAUUCCACAUGAAUGCCUCUCUAGAAACACCCUUUGUGUCUUUUUCUGUUAUCACCAUCUGUUCUGCACUUUUCAUUUUUCUUCUUUUAGCUCAAUAGCUAAACAAAAGCUAUUGAUAAUGUAUUCUCUGCUGUUAUGUGCUUACUGAAUUGUCACUAAAGAGGUAAUACGGAAACAACAAAGGUUAAAAAAGUAAACUGUUGUCGCAAUAACUAACUGCCAUAAAAACUGUUUACACUUUUACAGUAAUGUAUAAAGCUAUUUUUACUUUUUCUUUUUUUAAACAAAUGGGAUCACUUAAAUGACAUUACUCACAUUGUUUGUGAUAGAUUUUACAUGUGUUUUUAACCAUAAUUGUAUUGAAUAAUGCAAUAAGCUUAGAUUUAGCCCAGAACAUUUUGAGGAAAAGUAACUGUGGGAAGGAAGGUUAGUUGUUUCCUAGUACUUGUUUGUUUCUUUGUUAGAUCUAAUAAAA